AUGAGUCCAGUGGAGUUCUCUUACUCGUUAUGGGCGCGAGGUACGGGCGAUGAUCUCGCAAACGCCGCCGAUACACUAUCGAGCUGGGAUAAAUGUAUGGCAAAGUCCUACUGCAAAUGGCCUGUCAUUGUCGGCAUCAUUGUUGGAGGCGUAGUCCUCAUCUCGGUUAUCGCCUGUAUCGUAAACUGUCUGUGCUGUGGUAUUCGCUGCUGUACAGGUUGUUGUUGUUCAUGCUGCUGUCCAUCGCCACGGGACAAGCGGCCAAAGUAUGAAGACCCGUACAACCACCCCCCAGCUCCAAUGCCACAGCCUCAAUUGCCGCCGGUAAACAAUACCUACGAGGAGGGAUAUCAGCCGAAAUACCAGGCGCCUCAACCUCUGCCGACAUAUCGCGGAGCUCAAGUGGCUCGAUUCGACACCCCUCCUAGCCCCGGCGUCUCAAAGAUGAAUGACGAUGCAUUACCUGCCAUGCCUAGCUGGGACCACGCCGUCAGUCGGAGGGUGGAGGAUUCGAGUCCACAGCCAGAGUCGGUAGAGAUGGAACCGUUGAACCCAAUGAAUCGACCACCGCAUCGCAGACCAUCCGCGUCUAGAACACCUGUGGGUGGUUAUAUGGGGCCACCACCAAUCAGGACUGGGUCAGCGGUCCAGCGCGAUUAUUAUCCUGACUCCCAUGGAUACGAUGACCAGAAUCCAUAUGAUUACCAUGCGCAGACUACAUCCCCGUACGACCAGCCGUAUAGGGACAACUCGCCAGGUGGAAACUACCAUGCUAUGCCACCGCCGCCACAAGCGUAUUCUCCUGGUCCUCAAUUCCCAGUGGGAGUUGCGGUUUCUCCUAACACAGAGAUGAAUCGUCCAAUUCCGUAUCGCCAACCGUCACCAGGACCAGGAGUUCCAUUCCGGCAGCCCUCCCCCGGUCCGAACUUUCCAUUCCGGCAGCCUUCCCCCGGUCCGAAUUUUCCAUUCCGUCAACCAUCUCCUGGGGUUCCGCUUCGCCAGCCAUCCCCAGGGCUCCCGCUUCGACAACCGUCCCCGGGACUCCCACUUCGGCAGCAAUCCCCGGCGAUGCCGUACCGGCAGCCCUCCUCCCCGGGAUUUAGCCAGCCCCCAAGCUACAGAGCGAUGUCCCCAGCCGUGCCCUCAUCACCUCCGCCACCGUUUACCUCGGUCCCCCAGCAAAUCAGUGACCCGGGCCGGCCCCCGAGUCUUCUGCAGAGCGGGCCUAAACCCGGUUAUAAGGACUAA
Messenger RNA from Aspergillus puulaauensis, 1248 nucleotides. RefSeq lists its product as uncharacterized. Gene Ontology annotation, cellular component: cellular bud neck; plasma membrane. The record is from RefSeq and is a predicted model, not a curated record. The transcript is spliced from 2 exons. The coding region runs from base 1 to 1248 and encodes 415 amino acids. NCBI's taxonomy places the organism in Eukaryota, Fungi, Ascomycota, Eurotiomycetes, Eurotiales, Aspergillaceae.